Ornithodoros turicata is the source of this 396-nucleotide messenger RNA. RefSeq lists its product as uncharacterized. Bases 1 to 396 code for a protein of 131 amino acids. NCBI's taxonomy places the organism in Eukaryota, Metazoa, Arthropoda, Arachnida, Ixodida, Argasidae. The record is from RefSeq and is a predicted model, not a curated record. The transcript is spliced from 2 exons.
AUGGACAGUCUCAAGCACAAACGUGCCGCCCGCCGAACGCAGAUCCCAAAGGUGGGCGUUGCUCUCCUUCUAUUCGUCUUGGCUGGAGCCGCUAUGGGCGGCUUUCUCGGAGGUCACGGUGGAGGACAUGGCGGUGGCCACGGUGGUGGAGUUGUCCUACUGAAGGGCGGAUUUGGCGGAGGCUUCGGCGGUGGACUAGGCGGCGGACAUGGCUUUCACGGUGUUCAAGCUCUACAAGGACCCACGUACCUAGUCAAGACAGUUCACCACGUCCACAAGCUUCACGGUGGUGGUGGGCAUCUUGGAGGACACGGAGGAGGCUUCGGUGGCGGAUUCGGCGGCGGCCACAAGGUCGUUCUCCUCGGUGGUCAUGGACACGGCUGGCAUGGACGCUAA